AUGGGCUCCCCUCGCUAUUCAGAGCUGGGACUAUCAUUAGGCAUCCUCGAGGAGGACUUACGCUGGUACUGGAAGUUAUUAGCAAGUAUCUCGGCAUGGCUACUUCUGGCUGGUUUCGUCGUCUUCCCUCUUGCGAUGGACCAUAAUGCAGAAAAUAUGCGUGGUGACACUUUUUCCUUGACUGCUACUGCCACCGCCCUAAUUUGUGUUGGUUACCUGACCAUGCUUCGGGUCGAGCCUAAUAGCCUUUCUAUCGCUGCCGUUAUUAUUUCCACCCUUUCCGCAGCGGCAUUUGGAAUUGCGGCCAUCUACAACUCUCACAACGUCGUCUUUAUACCACGGCGUUUUGGCUUCCGCCGGGGGCGCAACGGAGAACCUUCAAUCGAUGACGCAGAGCUGCAACGAAGACAGCUUCUACGACUUUAUCUCCAGCAAGAUGCUGACCGGGCGCCUAGCCCUGAAGUAUCGCAGAGCACAUUCCGCAUCGAUCUACCAGAUCCAGGGGUUGAUGGAUACGAAGAACCAACACUCAAACCCCACCGACAGACAUACCCGCGCGGUCUACCACCUUCUCCCCCACCUGGGUACGAUCCGGGCAGGGCAUUUAACAGAUCAUCAAUUCCUACAAAAAGCAUUCGAAAAGGUGCCCUUUCCGGAAUGCCGCGCUCUAAAACACACGGAGCGCGAGAGACGAGGAUGAGCAUUGUUGAGCUGGGCGACCUUUAA
Molecule: messenger RNA, 726 nt
Organism: Paracoccidioides lutzii Pb01
Exons: 4
Coding region: 1-726 (241 amino acids)
Source: RefSeq, a predicted model, not a curated record